GUAUUACUUUUCAAUCUCUCCAUUUAUCCCUGCAAACACCCGAGCACAUUUUCCCUCCAAAAAGUUAAUUCCCUCUCUUCUUUCUUUCUUUUUCUUGUGGUUUAGUUAGUACUUCUCUCAACAAUCAACAGUGAACAAAUACUUCAAGCAAAGAAAAAAGACCCCCCCCCUCCCCCAGGCCGAGCAACCAUCUUGAUCUAGCAAAUGGGUCUUGCUGCACCCCGAAAGAAAUCCAAGAUCUCACACGAUCCUAACAAUACAAAUUGGUCGCGCUCAACAACUGGCUUCGGGCACAAGAUUCUCAGUUCUCAGGGAUGGACCCCGGGUAGCUUUCUGGGUGCACGAAAUGCUGCACAUGCUGAGUUAUUCACCACAGCAAGCGCCUCUCAUAUCCGCGUUACUAUCAAAGAUGAUACACUUGGCCUUGGUGCGCGACCGAGGCGGGACGUACUAGAUGAAUCCACUGGACUUGAUGCGUUUAGAGGCUUGCUGGGACGCUUAAAUGGCAAGUCAGAUGCAGAACUGGGGAUCGAGGAGAAGAGGCGUGAGAAUGCAAAGUUGGCUCGAUAUGCGGCCAGCAGAUGGCAGUCAGUUAACUUCAUUAGUGGUGGAUAUCUGGUUCAGGAAAAGGCCGAUGUCGGUGAAUUUGAAGAGCCAGCUCAAAUCCAGCCAGACACUGAGAAGCGCAGGACUAACAAGAGUGCUACUGAUGGCCGGAAAGGACCUGAAAGUCCCGAUUUUGUGGACCUCAAGGCAUCUCCUAUCAGUACUCAAGGUCAGGAUAAUGGCAGUUGUGGAAGACAACUCUCAGACAACCAGGCCUCCUGUAAGAAAAAGUCCAAGAAACGGAAGAACAAAGAAAGACAAGAAGAUAGCGGUUUCGAACACACAAAGACAGAGACGUUGGAUCAAAAAGACGAGUCCAAUCGUGACUCACCUACAGAAAUGCCUGCAUCGACACUAAAGUCUCUGCCAUCAAGGGAGCGCCGUCCGAUGGGCAGGCAUGUUUUCAGAAGCCGUCACAUUGCGCAGAAGAAGAGAGCUCUUCUCGAUGAGAAAUCUCUGAAUGAGAUAUUUAUGGUCAAGUCAUAAUCUGAAUGACCCUGUCUCCUCUUGACUCAUGUAGUGUAGAGGCUCGUCUAGAAUUUCUCCUACUACUCAAAUACCCAAUCUGAUUAUAUCUCUACGCGCCUGUUAACAACAUGAUCAUGCGCUCGGCGUGAUGCUGCAAGAUCUGGUCUUCGAUCGAGUUCCGCUACAACACAUUUUCAUAAUGGUUGUCUGUUCCUAUCAUCAUGAUGCUACUGAGUGUAGCUUUAAAGGAGAUUUUUGAUUGGCAGUAUAUGUACUUCCAUUGAUGUAGCUUCGGAUUGGCUAGAAUUUUCUUUCAGCG
Molecule: messenger RNA, 1393 nt
Organism: Aspergillus brunneoviolaceus CBS 621.78
Lineage: Eukaryota; Fungi; Ascomycota; Eurotiomycetes; Eurotiales; Aspergillaceae
Gene: pxr1
Product: telomerase inhibitor/ribosome biogenesis protein PXR1
Exons: 3
Coding region: 205-1092 (295 amino acids)
Molecular function (GO): nucleic acid binding
Source: RefSeq, a predicted model, not a curated record